AUGGUAGCUGUUACUAAUGUGCUGGUUAUUGGAGAAACAGGCUCAGGAAAAAGUACAUUUAUCAACUAUCUUGCAAAUCAUUUCCAUAAUGGCACGUUGAAAAACCUCAAAAUUGCCAUACCAACACGUUUUCAUCUCACACCUAAUGAAAACUUUCCCCACCGAGAAAACGAUGUGAAAGAUGGCAAAUCCAGUAAAACUGUUGACUGCCAACAGUAUCGAUUUGAUCUGUCGGUUGACAACAAAGAUAUAAGCAUUUGUUUUAUUGAUACGCCGGGUCUCAGCGAUACAGGCGGUAUGACUCAAGACAUUGAAAAUGUCAACAAAAUCUUUGAAUUUGUGGAACAUCUGAGUGACUUGUCAGCCAUUCUCCUCGUACUAAACGGUGCGAACUCUCGAAUGACGGUAAACGUCAAAAAUGUUAUUGAAAAAUUUCGUGAUCGUAUACCAAAUGUAAUUAGUAACAAUUUCAUCACGGUUUUAACAAAUUGUCAUCAAUAUUCGGCUAAUUUCAAUGCUAAAGCGACAGGUAUGUCCGACAUGUCGACAGUAUUUUGCAUGCAAAACUCAGCAUUAUCAAGUAAUCCAAAGCAUUGGGAUGCAAACACAUUAGCCACGAUCCAAAGCGAUUGGAAAGAGUCGCAAGAAACGAUCGAUAACAUUUUACGAAAAGUUUUAGCCAUGAAGUCUAUUCCUACGAAUACGUUCAAAGAUAUGCAAGACGAUCGAAAUAAAAUCCGUGGUUUACUGCAUGACUCACGAUUGAUGAUAGUGCAACUGCAGCAACUUGAACAGGAAUUGAGCUCACUGGAACAUGCCAGCGGACAGUAUCAAUUAAAUGCUGAAAAAUAUAGCCAAUUUUACAGAACACGAACAGUAACAGUUCGUGUACCAGUUAGUGUCCCACACUAUAAUACAUUGUGUGCCUGCUGUAAUAGUGUGUGUCAUGAACAUUGUUCGCUGAAAGAGACACGCAAGGUAGGAGAACAAGUUUUCAAGUAUUGUUUGGCAAUGGGCCCAGAUGGUAGAUGCACACAAUGUACUAACCGAUGUAAAUAUCGGUGUCAUUAUCACGAUCGGAAAACAAUUGUAAUGGAUCAAAGAACGAUUUCUGACGUCGUGAUGGAUGUGCAAGAGAAAUUUAAGUCUGCUAAAGCAGGUAAAGAAAAAAUGGACAUGAAAUGUGAAACAAUACAAGAGACAAAAGAGUUUAUUGAACUCACAUUACAGAAGCAGUAUGAACAAAUUGAACAAAGCUGUUAUCGCAUUAAAGAAUCAUGCAUCGGUUUUAAUGUUACAGAAGAGCUAUUUUUACUUAUCCGUUUUCUGCAGCAAGAUUGCGAGUUAUUAACGUCACAGGGUCCCAAACUUAAGGCAUACAAUUUUAUUCAAAAGCUUCAAAACUUAUGCAAAAAAUUGGAAGAACAGUCGCCACUGACAGAUAACGAUGAAACAUUUUACGAUGUCAUCGACAAGAGAAAUGAGCAGACGGGACCAUCAGUGGUAAAGCGAAGUAUGAGUAAUAAUGCGGAGUCAAAAACUAACACAAGUAAAAUCAAAUCAUGUGUUGUUAGUUCCGAUCAGCCGGAACGCGUUAGUAGUCCGACUAGUACUCCUCGUUCACUCACAUUGAAAGAGGAAAAAUAUGCUACAUUAUCUAAUUCAAGUAUGAAUACACACAACGAUGAGAAGAAGAAGUAUAAACAGACACCUCUGGAGGAGGACACUGAUGACGAAAGAAAUGGAGACAGUGAGGAUUCAAAAAAAUUUGGUGAAGUAACGAAUGAGAAAUUGGUUAGUUUAUACAAAAAAAAUGUAAAAAGUGGAACGAAUAGUAAUGAGGAGUGUAAUGAAAUUCGAAAAGAAUUGAAUCGUCGCUGUCGAGGAAAAUCAGUAGGUUAUUUGUCGAGUUAUGAUGUGCCGACAUUGUGUGAAUAUUAUGCGACAUAUCGUACUAGAAAUGCUGAGGAGUUAUACAAAAAUCAGUCAACGUUGCAGCAUAAAAUUCAAGAUUUGAUUGAUGAUGAUCCGUUGAAUAUCUCAAAAAUAUCGAAUGAUAUGCUGCUUCAACUAGCAGCUGUUAGUCUCGUCAUACAAAAACUUAGCAUAUCAGAAGAUAAGUAA
Didymodactylos carnosus is the source of this 2124-nucleotide messenger RNA. NCBI's taxonomy places the organism in Eukaryota, Metazoa, Rotifera, Eurotatoria, Philodinida, Philodinidae. The record is from the annotation of a GenBank genome assembly.